Molecule: messenger RNA, 1392 nt
Organism: Stomoxys calcitrans (stable fly)
Lineage: Eukaryota; Metazoa; Arthropoda; Insecta; Diptera; Muscidae
Product: probable isoaspartyl peptidase/L-asparaginase CG7860
Exons: 2
Coding region: 201-1190 (329 amino acids)
Molecular function (GO): asparaginase activity
Source: RefSeq, a predicted model, not a curated record
AUAUGAAUUAAAACCAAAAUAAAUACAAGGAAAAAAACAGGCACAAAGUUACCAACAAGCAAACAGCAAUAGUGGAUGGAGAUAGAGCGAUAAAUGCUUAAGAACUUUAGAACUCGCUUAUAUCAGAAAGAAGAAACAAAGAAUCAAAGUUAGCAGAGGAGAUCCAAUUCAAAGGUGUCAUCUCUAAAUACUUUCCUGCAAUGUCUAUACAACCCAUACUAUUGAUACAUGGAGGAGCCGGCUUUAUUACCGAUGCCCGAGUCCCUGGAAAAUUGGAAGGUAUGAAGAAAGCCCUACGCUCAGCCAUAGACCAUUUAGUGCCACCUAAUGCUAAAGAAAAUGGAAAUGCUUUGGAUGCCGUUGAGGCCGCUGUACGAGCGAUGGAAUGUGAUGAGAACUUUAAUGCUGGCUAUGGUUCUUGUUUGAAUUUGGAUGGCAAAGCAGAAGUUGAGGCCAGCAUCAUGGAGGGUGAGAAGUUAAGAGCUGGCUGUGUUACCUUACUCCGUGAUAUACUGCAUCCUAUAUCGGUGGCCCGUUAUGUGAUGCAAAAAACUCCCCAUACCUUUUUGGGUGGACCAGCGGCACAAAAAUUUGCUUUGGUACAUGGAUUUGAGCAAAUGGCAGAUGGCUCUCUGGUCACAGAUGAUGCUCGACGUGCUUUGCAAGAAUUUAAAGAUCGCCAGGCCAAAGGUUUGGAUACCCUAUUUGCCCGUACCGAGUUAGAUGCCCAGCAAAACAAAGACAGUGUGGGAGAAUCUGGCAGCACAGUAGGUGCUGUAGCCAUCGAUGCAAAAGGAAAUAUAGCAGUAGCCACCUCAACGGGUGGUAUUACGGGAAAACUAACGGGGCGUAUUGGUGACACUCCCCUACUGGGUUGUGGUACCUAUGCCGAUAAUCAUGUUGGUGGUGUAUCUACCACUGGCCAUGGGGAGACCAUAAUGCGUUUUAAUUUGGCUCAAAAAAUAUUGGCAAAAAUUCAAUAUGAAAAUAAGAGUGCUCAACAGGCCACUAUGGAGGCCUGCAAGGAGAUGACGGAACGUUUAACGGGUACUGGUGGUGCUAUUACCAUUGAUGCCAAAGGCAAUAUUGGUAUCUAUUGGACAUCGUUGCGAAUGGCUUAUGCCUACAUAAAGGGCAGUAAAUUGGUCUAUGGAAUAAAUCAUGGUGAAGAAUUUGAUGAGAAGUUGUAGAUACGAGUGAAAUUAAAUUUAUAUAUACAGUUGUGUUCAACAUAAUAGGAGUACAUCCUCUAUAAAACAAAAUUUACUUUUUUUGUAAAAAUACAUAUUAUUAUAAUUUCUUUUAUGUAAGAUUAAUUACUAAUCGAUUUUCUAAAUUGUAUACCAAAAAAUUAUUUAAUUAAAGCUGCAAUAAAUUAAAAUGUUUCAUUAA